GCUGCAUUAGGUACCUACAUAGGAAUUAGCGUUACAACCUCCCCUCGCAACCUUCUACCUACAUACAACCUCUACAUACAACCCUGCCCUUGCCUUACCUCAGGUGUCCAAUUACCUCGAGUUUAAUCUCCCCUAUUCGCAUACCUCACAUACCACAUUCUCACAUCCUCAGACGCCAUUCACCAUUCCGGGUAUUAUAGGCACACAUUCUCUAUUAGUUGCCUACUUACUUUGCUCGGUUCGGAGGAGAGAGGCCGCAUAUCAUCACAGCCCCGCCGAACCGCUCCGCCUCGUUUGUCCUACCCCCUAUCUACUAGACUCACCGUCUAAUAGUCUAAUAGGACCUCCUGGAUUUCGUGGCUCUCGAGUACAAGUAAAUAAGGACAUCUCACCUGCGGUCAACUCGGAAGCAAACAUCAGAACCAUCUCAGUCUAAACACCUCCAAUAUAAGUCCAAGUCAUCACCACCCGGGCCCCAAUGGCAAACGACAAAGACAUCAUCACCUGCCAUAUUCUGGACACCUCCGUAGGCAAGCCAGCCAAGGGGGUCCGCGUCAAGCUGGAAGGCGGACAUGCUCCUCUAAAGACUUUCGAAUCCCAGACUGAUGACGACGGCCGCAUCAAGGCCUGGCUACCAUAUUCCAGCAUCCACUCGUCAGGAGAUGUACCUACUUACACUCUGGACGACGUGUUGAGCGAGGUGGAAACUAAGUCUACCUGGACUCUACGCUUCGACACAGGGAGCUACUUCGGCGAGGGAAACACUUUCUUUCCCGAAGUUCUGGUCUCGGUCACCGUCGAAAAAGGCCAGCAUUACCACGUGCCACUGUUGCUGUCUCCUUAUAGCUAUACGACCUACAGAGGCAGUUAAGGCGAAUGUUAAAGGGGGGCUAAAGGGGGAAGACCGAACCCACUGGAGACGCUAUGGAGAAAGAGCCUAUGGUUUGGAGAAACCCCAAUAUAGACUACGACGGUAAUCCGGCUACAAUCGGUUUCUAUCUUAGCUACAGAUAUUAAGUAUCUUUGGCAUAUCAUCAUCUACAACAGUUUAGGCCUGACGCGCUUUCCCAAGCACGUAUGGGGUGGAAUGCUGGCCAGAGAACCCUCGCAUAAAGGGGAAACCUUCGUUAGGACUUCAGUUCAGACUUACAGCACAAUAAAAACUAAGCCACGUUUCUUAUUAUCGAGUUUUCACUAUGAUUAUUCUUGGACC
Daldinia vernicosa is the source of this 1213-nucleotide messenger RNA. RefSeq names its product Hydroxyisourate hydrolase. Gene Ontology annotation, biological process: purine nucleobase metabolic process. The transcript has a single exon. Gene Ontology annotation, molecular function: hydroxyisourate hydrolase activity. Lineage: Eukaryota; Fungi; Ascomycota; Sordariomycetes; Xylariales; Hypoxylaceae. The record is from RefSeq and is a predicted model, not a curated record. Bases 479 to 871 code for a protein of 130 amino acids.